AUGGAAUCCAAACUAGUGGUUUUACGUGCCACCAGAGAAAAUGCUACCGAUGACCUAAGCCAAAGUCUGAAAGUCCAAGAUGUAGGGAAAAGAUGGUUCCAGGGACCAGAUUUCCUUGCCCAGCCAAGGGAACAGUGGCCGAAACAGAAAGGCACAGAGACCAGUGAAUACACUGAGGAAGACAAGGUGUCUCGACCUUGCUUCGCCUUCAAGAGAGACUAUAGUGUGACAUUAAUGGACAGUGAGAGGUACUCAAGUUGGCCAGGAUUAGCACGAGUCACAGCCUAUUGUCUACGUUUCAUCUGGAAUUGGAAGAGAAGGCUUGACAACCAGGAUCCCCGAGAUGGAAGUCUAUCACCAGAAGAGAUCACAUCAGCAGAGAUGUAUUGGAUCAAGCAAGCUCAGAAUGAUCUGGCAGAUUGGACAGAGACUUGUGCAGACUUGAGUCCUUUCAACAAGGACAACAUUGUCAAUGUUGGAGGAAGACUUAGGAAGUCAGCCCUGAGCUAUGAUGAGGUGCAUCCGAUAUUGCUACAAAAUGGGCAUGUUGCCAUGCUGAUCCUGAAAGAAGCUCACGAGAAAGUAUACCACGCAGGCAUUGAGCGGACCCUGUCACAGAGCAGACUUAGAUUAUGGAUCAUCAGAGGACGAAAUGCCACAAAGAAGUUGGUAAGGAACUGCGUGAUUUGUAGAAAACUGAGGCAACCAGCUCAUGCAUCCUUGAUGACAGACUUACCUCCAGAGAGAGUGAAUGUGUUCUCACCACCCUUCACGACCACAGGAAUUGACCUGUUUGGUCCCUUUUAUCUCAAAUAUGGACACAACAAGAAAAGGAAAGCAUGGGGAGCUGUAUUUACAUGUGCUACUGUCAGGUCCAUACACUUGGAAAUAGUGGAGAGUCUCUCCACUGAAUCAUUUCUCUAUGCGCUCAGACAUUUUGCGGCACAUCAUGGUUUGCCAAGAACCAUUAUCUCAGAUAAUGGAUCAACCUUCAUCGGAGCAGAAAGAGAACUGCGCAAGAUCAUACCUGAAGCUAAACAAGAGAUAGAGGACUUCAGUGUCCGACAGAGAUUAAAAUGGAUCUUUACGACCCCUUUGAGCCCCCAUCAAGGAGGGAUCUACGAAUCACUUGUCAAACAGACGAAAAGAGCUUUGAAGACGGCUGUAGGCGAACAAACAUUAAGCUGGAACGAGAUGUCUAUAGUGGUUUCAGAGAUAGAGAGUUUGCUGAAUUCCAGACCUCUUGGCUACAUCUCAGACAGCCCAGAGGAUUUGAGACCUCUUACGCCUAACCAUUUCAUGAUUGGUCGAGCUACUUGCGAUAUACCUCAAGGACCAUUUGAUGAGUCUGCGUCUCUGAGGAAGAGAUAUGAAUUCACUCAAACACCUGUUCAGUCAUUCUGGAAACGAUUCAUCAGAGAGUAUUUGCCAUGCCUCACACGGAGGAUGAAAUGGAAGACAAAGGGGAGACAACUUCAGACAGGAGAUGCGGUUCUCAUCAUUGACUACAAUUUGCCCAGAGGAAAAUGA
This is a messenger RNA of Haliotis rubra (blacklip abalone), 1530 nucleotides long. RefSeq lists its product as uncharacterized. Gene Ontology annotation, biological process: DNA integration. The record is from RefSeq and is a predicted model, not a curated record. Gene Ontology annotation, molecular function: nucleic acid binding. The transcript has a single exon. Lineage: Eukaryota; Metazoa; Mollusca; Gastropoda; Lepetellida; Haliotidae. Bases 1 to 1530 code for a protein of 509 amino acids.